Colletotrichum navitas is the source of this 588-nucleotide messenger RNA. RefSeq lists its product as uncharacterized. The record is from RefSeq and is a predicted model, not a curated record. The transcript is spliced from 2 exons. Lineage: Eukaryota; Fungi; Ascomycota; Sordariomycetes; Glomerellales; Glomerellaceae. Bases 233 to 535 code for a protein of 100 amino acids.
UUAAAAAUUAAACCUUAUUGUACUUGGCGUAAACUCAUUUAAUAGCGUCGUAAGAAGUGAUUUAUCUAAGUUUAGGCUUCUGAUCUGGGGAAGUAGAAGAUAAUUAGUUUAAAAGUAUAAAGCUAGGCCUCUUUACGUCAAUAAACAAAGCAGCCUCACUUAGUUUCUCUAUCCUCAACCUCUAUCUCCAGCACCACCCAUUUUUCAGGCUUACGCUACCAUUUUCCUCGCCAUGUACGCAAAGUCCGUUUAUAUCGCAGUCGCCAGCCUCUUGGCUGUUAGCUCGGCAAACCCCCUUAUCAAGCGUCAAGGCAUUGUACCUCAAUGCGACACUACCGUUGAUUGGGCGGCUGUGGGAGGAAAGUGCGCCACUGGAAUAUGCACUGUUGGAGGCCUUACAGGAAGGGUACAAUGUCCUAAGGACUUCCCUGCGCCAGGCGGCGAUGCCACGGAAUUCGCCUUGAACCAGCAAUCGUGUAAUGGGUUAGAGGACGGUCGGCAAUGCACCUUUCACUACACCUGCUGCACGCAGUAAAAGCAUGUGGAGUGUUGUAACGCUCAACAUCUCAGUUGUAUAAAGUCUUUACA